AUGGCACUCUUAAAAGAAGAGCAGACACCUGAGUUUUGGACCAAAUGCCCCAUCUUUGAUGAAGUGAUCAUCAAGGAAGCAUCUCUUUCUACACCAACAAGGAGUCCUCGAAGAAGAGGAAAGGGAAGAGGAAAGGUUACCACUAAUUUCAUUGACUUGAUUUUAAAUCCAACAUUUGAGGGAACUUUAGGUUCUGGAACAACUCUGGAGGCUACUCCAACAUUGAAACCUCUUGUUGGAGCCACAUUUACUGAGCCUACCCCUAUUCAGUCUAGCCCAAUGGAGCUCCUUGAAGAAAUCAUUGUUGGUUCUAAUUCUAAACAAGUUGAGCGACAAGAAGAUGAGGAUCCAACCAAAGGGUGUACCUCCAUAAAUGAGCUCGUUUGGAGGAAACAUGCUACGAAAAAGAGAAAAGGUUUGGUUAGUCAAUCUAUCGCUACUAAGGAGGGAACUCAAAAAGGUUGA
This is a messenger RNA of Ilex paraguariensis (yerba mate), 465 nucleotides long. The record is from the annotation of a GenBank genome assembly. NCBI's taxonomy places the organism in Eukaryota, Viridiplantae, Streptophyta, Magnoliopsida, Aquifoliales, Aquifoliaceae.